This is a messenger RNA of Lottia gigantea (owl limpet), 291 nucleotides long. RefSeq lists its product as hypothetical. The record is from RefSeq and is a predicted model, not a curated record. The annotation marks the transcript as partial. NCBI's taxonomy places the organism in Eukaryota, Metazoa, Mollusca, Gastropoda, Lottiidae. The transcript has a single exon.
GAUCACUAUCUGACUAUAUCACUAUUCGAUUACUAUCUGACUAUAUCACUAUUCGAUCACUAUCUGACUAUAUCACUAUUCGAUUACUAUCUGACUAUAUCACUAUUCGAUUACUAUCUGACUAUAUCACUAUUCGAUCACUAUCUGACUAUAUCACUAUUCGAUCACUUUCUGACUAUAUCACUAUUCGAUCACUAUCUGACUAUAUCAUUAUUCGAUCACUAUCUGACUAUAUCAUUAUUCGAUCACUAUUUGACUUUAUCAUUAUUCGAUCACCAUCUGACUAUAUCA